GUGCCGAGAAGUUGUCACACCUGUGUGCAGUUUUAGGUGUUAAUGACGGCAGGUGGACAGGUUGUACUUUAGUGGUGUUGCUGCAUUCAGCUGCGUUUCCUCUGGGGGAUCUGUCCUCUGCCUGAUCCCUGACUGCAGCUGCUAAUCCCACCAGCCAGCCCUGCACCAUGGACUUCAUCAUCCAGUUGCUGUUCUCCCCCCUCCCCACACCAAUUGUCAUCUCAUUGAUCACUCUUGGUGUUGCAACCUUGUUUUACCUCAACUCACGACCCAGUCCUGUUCGCUCUCCAGCUGACCUCAAACGGCAGUCUCUAGGUGUCAAGGAUGGAGCAAGAAAAUCGGCCAUUUUGGAGAACAACAACAACCUGAUGUCUUAUUACCAUGAUGAUGCCAAGACCCUGUAUGAAGUUUUUCAGAGAGGCUUGAACGUUUCAGGUAAUGGACCAUGUCUGGGCUACAGAAAGAAAGGACAACCAUACCAGUGGCUCAAGUACAAACAGGUUUCCGACAGAGCAGAAUUUCUCGGGUCAGGACUUCUUCACAAAGGUCUAAAGCCCAACACCGACUCGUUUGUUGGUAUCUUUGCUCAGAACCGACCUGAGUGGAUUAUCGGUGAGCUGGCAUGUUACACCUACUCCAUGGUAGCGGUUCCCCUAUACGACACGCUGGGUCCUGAAGCUCUAGUGUUCAUUAUUGACCGAGCGGAUAUCUCCAUUGUUCUCUGUGAUGAUCAGAAGAAAGCAGAAACUCUGCUGCAGAACCGUGAAAAAGGCCAUACUUCUGUUCUAAAAACCAUAGUGAUCAUGGACGCGUUCAGCCCAGAGCUGGUUGAGAGAGGGGCGACGUGUGGGGUGGAUGUUAUGUCCCUGCAGGACAUUGAGGCGCUGGGGAAAAGGCAUCUGCAAAAACCAGUUCCACCAAAGCCAGAGGACCUAAGCAUUGUUUGCUUCACCAGUGGCACAACAGGAAACCCUAAGGGAGCCAUGCUGACUCAUGAGAAUGUGGUUGCUGAUGCUGCAGGUGUCCUGAAAACCUUUGAGCCAUCAGUCAUUCCUUCCAUGGACGAUGUCCACAUUUCAUUCCUACCUUUAGCGCACAUGUUUGAGAGAAUAGUUCAGACUGUAGUUUAUAGUUUUGGAGCCAAAGUGGGAUUCUUCCAGGGUGACAUACGACUGCUACCUGAUGACAUGAAAACCCUGCAGCCCACCAUUUUCCCCGUAGUUCCUCGACUUCUCAAUCGUGUGUACGACAAGGUUCAGAGUGGAGCCACAUCUUCCUUUCAGAAAUGGUUGUUGAACUUUGCUGUGGAGAGAAAAUAUGCUGAGGUGAAGGACGGCAUCAUCAGGAAGAACAGCAUUUGGGACAAACUCAUCUUCCAUAAAGUCCAGGACUCUCUGGGGGGCCGUGUGAGGAUCAUGGUGACUGGAGCAGCACCCAUAUCCCCGUCUGUUCUGGACUUUCUCAGGGCUGCUCUGGGCUGCCAGAUCUUUGAAGCUUAUGGUCAGACGGAAUGUGCUGCUGCAUGCACCAUCACCAUGCCAGGAGAUGCCACAGCAGGUCACGUGGGGGUGCCUCUGCCUUGUAAUUUUCUGAAGUUGGUCGAUGUUGAGGAAAUGAACUACUUUGCUUCAAACGGUGAAGGAGAGGUUUGCAUCAAAGGGACAAAUGUGUUCAAAGGUUACUUGAAAGAUCCAGAGAAGACUGCAGAGGCCUUGGAUAAAGAUGGCUGGCUCCACACUGGUGACAUUGGGAAAUGGCUUCCGAGUGGUGUGUUGAAGAUUAUCGACCGCAAAAAGAAUAUCUUCAAGCUUGCUCAAGGAGAGUACAUAGCUCCAGAGAAGAUUGAGAAUGUGUACAUUCGUUGUGGACUUGUGGCUCAAGUAUUUGUGCAUGGAGACAGUUUACAGUCCUGCCUGAUCGCUAUCGUGGUUCCUGAUGCAGAUGUUCUACCAGGUUUUGCAAAAAUUCUUGGCAUCCAAGGCUCCUUUGAAGAACUGUGCAAGAACACGAAAAUUAAGACGGCUAUAAUUUCAGACAUGAUCAAACUGGGAAAAGAAGCCGGACUCAAAUCCUUUGAGCAGGUGAAAGAUGUUCACCUCCACCCGGAGCAGUUCACCAUCGAGAACGGCUUGUUGACUCCAACCCUCAAAGCCAAAAGAGCCGAGCUCAAAGUUCUGUUCCAGCCUCAAAUCGACCAACUUUAUGCCAACAUUCAAUAAAAUAAACAUCAGCUAC
This is a messenger RNA of Nothobranchius furzeri (turquoise killifish), 2235 nucleotides long. RefSeq names its product acyl-CoA synthetase long chain family member 5 (gene acsl5). Gene Ontology annotation, cellular component: mitochondrion; endoplasmic reticulum; membrane. Gene Ontology annotation, biological process: long-chain fatty acid metabolic process; positive regulation of long-chain fatty acid import across plasma membrane; long-chain fatty-acyl-CoA biosynthetic process. Gene Ontology annotation, molecular function: arachidonate-CoA ligase activity. Lineage: Eukaryota; Metazoa; Chordata; Actinopteri; Cyprinodontiformes; Nothobranchiidae. The record is from RefSeq and is a predicted model, not a curated record.